UAAAUAUAACAGCGAUUGGUUAUGUUCAUAUAAUGACGAAUCUACAGACGGUAAGUCUAAAGUAGAUUAAUCAAUUGGAAAAUUUUCCGUGCAGUAGCGCUUCCAACGCCAGGUCUCGUAGAAAUAUAAUGUGGUUUGAAUCAGCUGUGCGGCUUUAGAAUGUAAACUGUUUAGUUUAAUGUUGUUUGUAUUGUAAAUAAAUAUUUUAUUUGAUUUUUUAAAUGGAAGGCGAGAGUGAUAUUUGGGACGAGCUUUCGAAUAUUUCUGCUGACCCACCUCAGAUGCGAGAUAAGUGUAUUCAAUGCAAAAGACCAAAAGGAGUUUGUUGGUGUCCUGGUUUACCAAAGACACCGUUGCAUCCAUCUUCAAGAAUUAUUAUUCUUCAACAUCCGGCAGAAGUUAAACGAUGCUUGCGAACUGCUCCAAUGUUAACGUUAUCUCUGGCUUCUGGCAAAUGCCUUACAUUUCGUGGUAAAAAGUUUCCGUCAUCGAAACAUGAUGGCCUAGCUGAAAUUCUAAAUGAUCCAAAUACUAUUUUAUUAUAUCCAUCCUCUAAAGCAAUACCGUUAAAUGAAUUAAAUAUUGUAGGAAUAAAUGGUCAGAAUCCUUAUAAUUUAGUUCUGCUGGAUGGAACUUGGCCUCAAGCUAAGGCAAUAUAUACCUCGAGUUCAGUUUUAAGUAAACUUCGAUCUUGCAAACUUGUUAAUGUCCCAAUUAGUGAAUAUGUUAUAAGAACGCAACCUACGGAAGGUUGCCUCUCGACCCUUGAGAGUGGUGCACUUGCGCUUUCGAUUUUAGAAGAUAAACCUUGGCUAAAAGAUGAAAUGCUUGGGCCGCUACAUUACUUAUGCAAAUAUCAAUUAGAAAAUGGUGCGGUAACCCAUCAGAGUAAAGAAUUUUUAAUAAAACAAAAAAGUUACCCAAAAUUAAUUGGAAGAAGACUUGCUAAACAAUUAAGGACACUGCCUGAUAAUUCUUUUUAGCGAACGUGUUAUAAGAAAAUAUGAUCUUUUUAAUACUUAAAAAUUUUAUUUUAAGACUUAAAUAUUAAGAAAUAUAUUUUUUAAAUAAAAUAAUAAAAAACAAUGAUAUUGUCUAGUACCAAUGUGACAGGAUUUAACAUGGGUAAUAAACUGACGAUUAAAUUUU
Messenger RNA from Ceratosolen solmsi marchali, 1149 nucleotides. It is a transcript of the gene Dtwd2, whose product is annotated as DTW domain containing 2. Bases 222 to 983 code for a protein of 253 amino acids. The record is from RefSeq and is a predicted model, not a curated record. Lineage: Eukaryota; Metazoa; Arthropoda; Insecta; Hymenoptera; Agaonidae. The transcript has 5 exons.